UUCUACAAACAAUAUUCUAUGGUCUGAUGAUCAUACAUCACUGCCAUUUUCUAUAAAAUAAAAAAUAAAGUGUAAACUUUCAACAUUCUCGAACUUAUAACGAGAUUGUAAAUUAAUCGAAAUAUGGACGACUUAAGCAAAAAUCAAAGCAGUUCAGUUACUGAUUUACUCAGUGUAGAUAGUCGUAGCAUGUAUGACUUUGAUACAGAGUCAUGCAAUUCGCUCAUUGCUGGGUUUGAUAGAUGUAAUCUAAUAGAGAAGAAUAUUUUAUCUCCGCAGAAUAUUAGUUCACAAGAGAACUUUAAUAUAAGAGACUCAGCUUCAAUGCAAACAAUGCAAACAAAUGCAAACAUAUUUGAAGAGAAUGGAAUUGUAGAUUCUUUCCAAGAAAGUCCUUUGAAUAAUAAGCAUAGUGCUACAAAAAUAACUCAUGAAGUUGGAGUUAAUACAGAUAGAAGCUUUAACUAUAACGUUAAAAAUUGUAGACAACCAUAUUUCAAGUUCAGAAAACAUCUAAAUCAAUAUCAUAAUUUCAAACGUAUAUAUAAUAGUAGUAACAGUAUAUCAAAGAAACAGCAAAAGAGAUGGAAAAAUUAUAAAAAUCAUAAUAAAAAUCAUGAAUUCCAUAACAGAUUUCAAUUUCAAAAGUCUCAAGAAGACAGAGCAGCAAAAGGAUUCUAUUUUUUCAUGGAAUUAAUGAAAUGCUUUGAUAAAAAAUUCUGAUGAGCUAAAUACAUAAUAUUAUAUACUAUAAUCUUAAUAGAAGUCAAUUUCCAUUAAGUAUUAUGUACCACUAUAGUUUGUUUUGAAAAAAUUAUAGUCCUUCAAUUAAUACAUCAAUACAAUCAUUCAUAUUUAGCAUCAUUUUGAGAAUCUAAGUUGGA
Messenger RNA from Phymastichus coffea, 884 nucleotides. RefSeq lists its product as uncharacterized. NCBI's taxonomy places the organism in Eukaryota, Metazoa, Arthropoda, Insecta, Hymenoptera, Eulophidae. The coding region runs from base 124 to 723 and encodes 199 amino acids. The transcript has 4 exons. The record is from RefSeq and is a predicted model, not a curated record.